This is a messenger RNA of Urocitellus parryii (Arctic ground squirrel), 616 nucleotides long. RefSeq names its product neuromedin B (gene Nmb). Gene Ontology annotation, cellular component: neuron projection. The record is from RefSeq and is a predicted model, not a curated record. Gene Ontology annotation, molecular function: neuromedin B receptor binding; neuropeptide hormone activity. NCBI's taxonomy places the organism in Eukaryota, Metazoa, Chordata, Mammalia, Rodentia, Sciuridae. Gene Ontology annotation, biological process: positive regulation of hormone secretion; neuropeptide signaling pathway.
UGUGGGCACGGCCAUGGCCUGGCACGCGGGGGGCGCUUGGUGGCUUAGUGGCCUCCUGCUCUUCGCGCUGCUGGCAGCAGGUGUCUCCCCGCUCAACUGGGAUCUUCCGGAAUCCCGGGGCCGAACAAGCAAGAUCCGAGUGCACCCGCGGGGCAACCUCUGGGCCACCGGUCACUUCAUGGGGAAGAAGAGUCUGGAGUCCCCCAGAGCAUUCCCGUUGGGGACAACUCCCCAUACCUCCCUGAGGGACCAGAGACUGCAGCUGAGUCAUGAUCUGCUCAGGAUCCUACGGAUAAAGAAAGCUCUGAGCAUGAGCUUCAGCAGCCCAGCACCCCAAACCCAGUACAGGAGGCUGCUGGUGCAGAUACUGCAGAAGUGAUGCCAGUAAUGGGGCAGACACAACAUGGCUUAGAUUGUGCCCACCCAGGCAAGUUGCUGAAUGGAACCCUAGUGGUGGCCCCAUCUGGAUGUAAAUCCUGAGCUUGAAUCUGUUAUUCCAUUACUGUGAUUUCCGUUUGGUUCGCCAGAAAUAUUGCAGUUGCAAACACAACCUAUGUUCCUGCUGUUUUUCUUGCUUCUCUGAUGAAGUUGUGAAUAAAACCCUGCUGUUUAUAUA